This is a messenger RNA of Marasmius oreades (fairy-ring Marasmius), 1638 nucleotides long. RefSeq lists its product as uncharacterized. The record is from RefSeq and is a predicted model, not a curated record. Gene Ontology annotation, molecular function: protein binding. Lineage: Eukaryota; Fungi; Basidiomycota; Agaricomycetes; Agaricales; Marasmiaceae. The transcript has a single exon. Bases 1 to 1638 code for a protein of 545 amino acids.
AUGUUGCAGCCCUCCCGGAUUACACUAUGUUCCAGAUGCAACGCUGGAUUUCAACUCAACUCCCCACAUUUUCCCUUCACAUGGAGUGACAUAAGAGCAAAUUACUUCCCAUCCCUUUCGGAAAGAUCGCAAAUUCACCGUUCUUUGGAUGAUGCUGCAGGCGAGCUGGAAAGAUAUGACCAGGAGAUUGAGAGGGUAGUAGGAACCUUGCGACAGCUAGAGGAGGAGCGAGAACGUUUGGUGGGGAUGAUGGAGGGUGCUCGUGCGCUACUUUCGCCAGUGCGAAGACUUCCUUCAGAACUAUUGCUUUCUGUUUUCUGUUUUCUUUUAGAACCAGAGGAAUACUCACUCGCGAUUUCAAAGUUUGGAAAUGCGGUGUACUCCCCCACUUUCAAUAUCUCACGAACUUGCACGUUCUGGCGACGGAUCGUUCAUUCGAAUCCAGACCUGUGGCGUUCCAUCAGCGUGGAUGUCGUUGGGAUCGAUGCCAAACGCAGGCUACUUAAUCUUGUCUACGUCUAUCUUGAAAACUCCCGGACAUCCCCGCUGACUAUCCAAAUAACGGAUAACGACUUCUCCCCAGACGAUGGCCUGUAUUUCAAUACCAUAGGAAAUACUGGAGUAGACGUCAUCAAGGCCUUGGUCAGGCAUUCGGAACGAUGGGUGAAGGUCGAUCUACGGUUUAGGCAGGACAUCUUCAGGAUGUUGGAAGCAGGCUGUUUCCAGCUUCCCCAUCUAGAGGAACUAUCUAUGCAAUCGAUACCACUCACCACGUCGAUCCGUGCCGCAUGUGCGAAAACGUCGACUCUGCAAACGCUCAAAGUCGAUAGCUUUACGUAUUACGGAAUCGCGUUCCCAUACCACACUCUCCAAGAUCUUGUCGUAGGAGAGAUCAAAUCCUGUCAACUCUUCCUCAGGAUGUUACCACUCUGUAACAACCUGAAGACUCUACGGGUCGAUCGGUUCUGGGCCACUCGCAACCACGGUACCCUUUCCUCCGCGAGUCCAUCUCUUCCGAUAAACUGUAUCCUUCUCGAGAGGUUGUCCCUGACCAUAAUACACUGGGAACGCUUAUCCAUGUUUUUUACCUCCGUAAGCCUUCCCUCUCUCACUGAAAUCGAGUUGAAGUUGUCAUACGAAUUCGACAAAUCACCAUGGCCGUCGGAAGACUUUAUCGAAAUGAUAAAGGGAUCUCAAUGCUCGUUGCGUCGGAUAAAACUCCAACUUUGUCCCCUCUCAGACACCUAUCUCCUCGAAUUGUUUAGGUUGUCGCCCGAGCUAGAGGAAUUUGCAUUCGAGGAAGUGACUUGGAUGACCUGCUUUACACCUCGACUGUUCUUUAUUCUCACUCUGUCACCUGGCCCCGAGGAACUUCCAAAACCACCGCUACUACUUCCAAAGUUGACCAGGCUUUCUGUUCACGGCAUGAAGACCUGGGAUGAGUCGGAUAUGGCGGAGAUCGGUUCCACGAUGGUCGAGUCUCGUAGGAACGAUGUGCUAUUGGAGAGAGAACAGUGUUCCCGGCUUGAGGAAGCAUCGCUGUCCUUUUAUCCAGAAGUUUCCCUUGUCUCCCCGGCUUUCAAUGCACACUUGUCGUCGUUCCGUUUGAGAGUUCUGGAGAAUGACGGUCGCCUUUGA